This is a messenger RNA of Drosophila kikkawai, 1202 nucleotides long. It is a transcript of the gene St1, whose product is annotated as Sulfotransferase 1. Gene Ontology annotation, biological process: sulfation. Lineage: Eukaryota; Metazoa; Arthropoda; Insecta; Diptera; Drosophilidae. Gene Ontology annotation, cellular component: cytoplasm. Gene Ontology annotation, molecular function: sulfotransferase activity. The record is from RefSeq and is a predicted model, not a curated record.
AUGCGCUUCAAGCUGCCGAGGCGAUCAGUUCGAUUGAUCGAUUUUCCGUGUAUACAAGUGCCUUUAACCGAGCUUAGCAAGAUGCCCCAGUCGAGCUUCUUUGCCAAGAGCGUGCCCUUCGAGCAGAUCGACAAGCUGGCCAUCAGCGGUGGCUACUCCUCGAUCUAUGCCACCAGUGAGCCUGCUGUGCCAGUGGUUGGCAACUGGGAGCAGCGCUUCUGCCGCCUGGCAGACACCUUUCAACCUGUCCUGGAUAGGGUAUAUGAUUUUGAGGUGCGAGAGGAUGAUGUAUGGAUAGUGACCCUGCCGAAAUGUGGAACCACCUGGAUGCAGGAGCUGGCCUGGCUGGUGAUCAAUCAAUGUGACUUUGAAACAGCCAAGAGUGUGGAUCUCACCCUAAGAUCACCCUUUUUGGAAUUCAAUGGCGUGGUUCAGAAUGUCCCCCACGACACCAUCGAGGCAGCCAAUGCCUUGCCCUCGCCCAGACUGAUCAAAUCCCAUCUGCCUGCUUGGAUGCUGCCCAGGCAGAUCUGGAGCAAGCGUCCCAAGAUCAUCUAUGUGUAUCGCAAUCCCAAGGAUGCAGCCAUCUCCUACUUCCAUCACUGGCGCGGCAUGGUGGGUUAUCAGGGCACCAAGUCGGACUUUAUGCACUCCUUCAUCGAUGGCUAUGUGAAUUUUACGCCUUGCUGGCCUCAUGUCUUGGACUUUUGGCAGCUGCGCCAUGAACCGCACAUAUUCUUCACCAGCUAUGAGAGGAUGAAGGGACAGUUGGGUGAGGUUAUAGCAGAGGUGGCUCAAUUCCUAGGGCGUUCGGUUAGCCAAGAGCAGAUACAGCAGAUGACUAGACAUUUAUCCUUUGAGAGCAUGCGGGAUAAUCCAGCCUGCAAUCAUGUCAAAGAGUUUGAGAGCAUGAAGGCAGCCGCUGGACGAGAAGUGGAGGAGUUCAGGUUCGUUCGUCGCGGAGUGGUGGGCAGCCACAAGGAUGAGCUCACCGCUGACAUUAUCCGAGAGUUUGAUCUCUGGUCGGACAUCAAUCUCAGAGAUCACAAAUUGAACAUGGAUGACUUUGCCAACUACAGCAAAUUUGCUUCCGUCUAAGCCACACCAAGUUAUGGCAUUAAAAUUUCUUUAAUCUUUUGUUAAUAGUCUGUAAGCUGCGGUGAUAUAAGUUAAAUAAAUGAUUGCUUUUCAUAUAAACACAA